AUGAGCUAUAGUUCUAAGGAAACGGCUGCUUUCUCGUGUACAAUCCGUUUUAACCUCUUAAACGAGCGAAAUAGGAGUGACCAUUGCAGCGUGCUUCAGCUGGUACAAGUGGCUCGUCCUCACCUCAUAAAAAGCAAAGGCGAAAUUGUGAACGUCAGCAGCAUUUCGGGUUUGAAGUUUGGGAUCGUUCAAACACCAUAUUAUGCAGUAGCGAAAGCUGGUUUGGAUCAGUUAACUAGGGCUUUGGCGAUUGAUUUAAUUGAAUAUGGUGUGCGAGUAAAUGCAGUGAGUCCCGGCCUGGUGAAGACGAAUUUUGCCCAGAGGACAGGUCUCACUAAAGAACAGUCUGACAAGUUGCAUGACUUUUAUGGAAGUAUGAAACAUUCGUGUCCUCGCGGAAAAUAUGCCGAUCCCAUUGAAAUUGCGAAUGUAAUUGCUUUCUUGGCUGAUCGUCGUGCUUCAUCGUUUAUCAUAGGAGAGUCAAUUGUAGCCGAUGGAGGAAUGUCGCUGAUUAUGGGAGCAUACGCGUAUGAUUACAAGAAAGUGAUCUCAUCUUGA
Molecule: messenger RNA, 558 nt
Organism: Strongylus vulgaris
Lineage: Eukaryota; Metazoa; Nematoda; Chromadorea; Rhabditida; Strongylidae
Source: the annotation of a GenBank genome assembly